AUUUUUUUUUCUUUUAAAAGUCUGUCCUCUUCCUUUUUUAAUUCAUAACUGGGUUUUUUGUCGCUGCAUGAGCUGGGAUUUUAAAGGGGCGGGCUGUGUGUUGUCUGACGAAUAAAAGCUGUAGCCUAUAGAUCGGUGCAAGGCUUUUAACCGGGUACAACCAGCCAGCCUUAAAGGAAACAGAGGUUAUAAUCGAGCGAUAAAGGUCUGAAAAGCUAAGCAAACAUGAGCGACAAGGGGACAGUCUCACCAAAAGAGAAGGAGGCAACAGAGAAGAGGGGGCGUGGAAGACCCCGCAAGCAGCCCCAGGAACCAAGUGGGUCCCCUACUCCAAAGAGGCCCAGAGGACGGCCGAAGGGCAGCAAAAACAAGACAACCGGCAAGGGCAAAAAGGCAACAGCACCCCCAUCUGCAGGGGGAAAACGCAGGGGAAGACCUAAGAAGGAGGAGAAGGAAGAAAAGGCGUCCCAGGAAUCAUCGGAGGAGGAGGAGGAGGAGGAGGAAGAGGACCAGUAAUUCACAACGCAUGCUACCUCACUCAACAUACUGACUUACUGUUAACCAGAACUGGGCUGUAUCUCCAACACCAGUGCCACCACAUGACCACUGUUCACGACAAAGCCCUCUUUGCCAGAAGGAGGGUUAACACAGUACAUAUAUCAUGCAGCAGCACUGGAUAGAACGAUGGACCUUGCUCAAGCAUAGAUCUAAGAAUUACAUGAAAGGUAACAGCCCUUUUCUCUACAUGUCAUGUAAUCACAAGUCUUUUAUACUGGACAAAAGGUGUGCUCCAAGGAGCCCGGACGUUUCCGUUUUUCCCCUAAAGAUGGUUUGUAGGACAUUUCCUCUGCUUAAUGUUACUUAUUUGUUGUACCCGCAUCUGAGAUGGUAGGGCAUAUAGAGUUUUCUCCAUGUUUUGUACUGGACAAAGGUGAAUUUUACCUAUACUUGCUUUUUUUUUUUUCCUCCCUUUUUUUUUCUCCUUUUUUUUUGGGGGGGGGGUCAUUUUGUGUGUUCGUGUGAAGUGGUUAACCUAUCCUUUUGCAUUGUAUUCUAGAUGGAGUUGAGCUUCAGCAUAUAGGAUGAGAAUAGGUAACUGAUGGUAGAAGUGAUCGUUUUUUGUUUUUUUUCUUUUUCCUUCCUAUGUCUAAUCUGCAUAACUGAUUUCACCUCGCCUCACCAAUAAAGCAGAGUCAUCUGUACCAGCUUCCCCCUCCCCUCCUGUAAGACAGAGUAGACUUAGUUAUGCUUCUCAAACUUCCUUCUGAGUCCUGAGUGUGUAGUGGGGAGAUGUCAAGUGUAUCCUUAGUAAUCAGAAUAGUCUGACCAGACUUACUGUUUUGUUCCUUCGGGUUACAUACCAUUUAAAAAAAACAACGAAAAAAAACAUGAGUGUGCUGCUUUUCAUGUUAUAAUAAACUCAAAUCUUUUUGGUAUAAUGUGUGUUUUUAAGGAUAAGGUUGGCAGAGUUCUAGGCUGAGAGCAUCAGUGUCAUUUCUUCAGGGAGCUUUUACAAAUGCUGUUACAUUGGUGUCUUCGUCUUCACAUGGUCCUCAGUUUCUAAGCGCUCACUCAAUCACUCGUUAAGGCAAACUGCAAUUGGUCAAACAAGGAGUUUGAUUGUAAUAGAGGAUAGUUGGCACUACUAUCCAACAGGGCUGUAUGUUUUUUUUUUGUUUUGUUUUGUUUU
Seriola aureovittata is the source of this 1690-nucleotide messenger RNA. It is a transcript of the gene hmga1a, whose product is annotated as high mobility group AT-hook 1a. Bases 226 to 516 code for a protein of 96 amino acids. Gene Ontology annotation, cellular component: nucleus; chromatin. Gene Ontology annotation, molecular function: DNA binding; transcription coregulator activity. Lineage: Eukaryota; Metazoa; Chordata; Actinopteri; Carangiformes; Carangidae. The transcript is spliced from 5 exons. Gene Ontology annotation, biological process: regulation of DNA-templated transcription. The record is from RefSeq and is a predicted model, not a curated record.